Messenger RNA from Anopheles darlingi, 1207 nucleotides. RefSeq lists its product as uncharacterized. The transcript has a single exon. The coding region runs from base 151 to 1104 and encodes 317 amino acids. NCBI's taxonomy places the organism in Eukaryota, Metazoa, Arthropoda, Insecta, Diptera, Culicidae. The record is from RefSeq and is a predicted model, not a curated record.
UGCAUAGCAACGGAACGACGUGAAAUAAUUUGAACAAAAAUUUCAAAUUUUUAUUAAUAAAACAAAGCAACUAUCGUCAAAAGUAGGCAUUCCAUUUUCAGGUGCGCUUGUGCAUUGGUGCAAAGUUGUAAGUAAAAGAAAGGAUCUACAAUGGCCGACUUUUGCUUCGCUGUUGAUGCAAACUACCCCGGAACAGGUCCAAAGCCCACACCAAAUUUCCUAUACACACCCUGCCACUGUCCGGUCGGAGACCAUUGUCACGAGAACGCUGAGGACGUCGUUCUAAGGAGAAGGAAGCGGUACAAAACCUCUCGUCGAAUCCGGUACCUAGCGUGCCCUCGUCGGGUGCGACAGAAGUUUCAUCACCGGCCGGUGUUGGUGCGACGACAGGAAACUGAAAUAGUCCGUUCGUAUCAGGAACCCUACGCAUCCCGGCGCAUCCAACAAUUGGCGCUACCACGCGUGCGAAGCCUGCUAGUGGUUCGGCAGCAUUACCGCCGUCUUUUGUCUGAGGAACAGGAGAAGCAACUUAAUAACUGGAUCAAAAAGAGUGUGCUGACUAUCUACUCGCAGCUAGCCAGUGUUGAGCUUCCAGAGCAGCCGGCUGCCAAGAUUAUGACGAUGGAAGAUUGGCAACGGCAUCAGGAAUGGUUAGACCGGAAUGCGCGCCACAAGGAACCGCCCGUCUUAACGAGUCCACAGAGCAAACGGAAGCCGCUCGCCGAACUGCUAGAUCGAGUCGAAAGUCUGUCUAUUCCGAAGUAUAGUCGGAAGAAGGUGACUGGGAAAGAACCCAAAAUGCCUGCCGUUAAACCGGCUGCUCUAAAAGCAACUCCAUCGGAGCAUGUGAUGAAGCUAGCCGAACCGAUUGCACGGCGCCGUAGGGCUAGGGGGAUAGAGACGGAGGAUACUAGCAUUCCCGAGAAUGUACUCAAGGCUCAGGCCAGUGCACGCGUCUUAGAAUUGGCUACUCCGAAGCGCUACACUAAGGUGAACAACGAAUAUCGGGAUACUCCCUUUACUGUCGAACCGAACGCGCUAAAAGCGAAACCGAGCGAUCGGGUAUUGGAACUGGCGAAACCGAAGAAACUGUCGAAGAAGUAGGCUGGACUAAGGAUACCUGCGCGAAAGUGAGUUAUUCAGUUUAUCUCGGUUGCUUUGGCAAAGCCAGACUAACUUGUUUAUUGUCGUCCAGUACGGAUACGGG